UGUGUAUCUACCCGUAAUAGUCGCGGGCAGCGACUCGACAUGGGAAAAGUUGAAGUACCCAGGUACCCAGGUACUCCGAGGACUAGCAGUUCCCUCGCCCUCAGACCUCGACCCUUCAUCCAAUCCUCAUCUCUUGUCCAACCUUGCACACAACCUUGCCCCGAGGCCUGCCCUGAACAGAACAGAGCCUCAUCGUCUCUCGCAGCUCGGGCCUGGUCAUAGCUGUUGCUUUGCUGCGUCAGUUGGCGACAUCGUUCGACUCGUGUCUCAAGUUCUUCUCGAUGAACUGAUUCUCCUCCACCCUGCGACCAUUAUCUGGGUCUGGUAAUUCGCCUUCGUCCAACCCCUCCACACUGCUGCUCCUCUUGCCAUGUCGACUAUCGCUGCCCCUCGUCUGCUGUAGACAUGAUUGUCUGACAAGACCUCGCCAACCUCGACCACCUUACACGCCAUCGCAUUGCCCAUCAUGGACCAACUGCGGCCACCUGGCGAUACCACGAAUUUCCCUCCACCUCGACGACAUUCCACCGUCCCGACCUCUUUCCAGCCAUCGCCCUCGCGCCCGCCAUCAAACUCUGUCUCCAGUAAUGGAUCCGUCGAGACCCUCUUCAACCACCCAUCCGUGAGGAUAGUGGCUUUCUCUGCAGGCAAAUCCGCCUUCGACCGGCUUGGCCCUGGCUCGGAGGAGAGACCCGGCUCACUGCCAUCUUCCUCUCAGUUUGAGAGGACCCUAGCCGUUGGUGCUUUCCAGAUUUACCGAGCCCCCGGUUCCGUCGCGUUCCUCCGAUGUGGCUCAGCCCUACAGCCAAUAUUACCCAAGAGCCAAUGCUGGACCCUCGACGAGAAUUCAAGCAAAUUCGCACUGCAGAUCCGCCGACCAAAUUACUGGAGGAUCGAGGUGCCUGUGAGCGAUGAGGAGGAUACGCGCCGAGCCGCCGUGUUGCGCGAGAUAUUGGACAAGAUACUACAGUUUGAAAAGACACCAUGCCCCUUCGAGCGGGACUUUACGGUGCAGCUGCCCGAGAGACCGACAACUCCGGUGAAGAAACGACCAUGGACCCCUCCCGUGCGGACCGUCUCUAUGGAUUGGCCACCGCAGCCAGUCACGCCGCCUCCUGAGUUUGCGACCCGGACAAGGUUCUACAACCCAAACGCGCGGAGGCAUUCUGACUUUGGAGUGGAUCUGUCCAAAGACGGCGCUGCGCCUGAGACGCCUGAAGCGAAGGCCGAGGGCAAGCCUGCAGAUGGGUCGGCGAGAUUCGGCACACCGACAAGGCCGCCAUCACGGAGGCUGAUGGAGACGAUGGACACGCCCAGGCAGGAGACAAUCCCGGAAGAGGGCACUUCUGACGAGGCGAAACCAGAGUUUGGCGUCAAAUUCAGGUCGGUGCUGGAGGAACCCGAGCCGCUUACGCCACCCCUUACUGCCUUUCCGCGGGAACUCGUCGAAAAGCCUGUCGAGCCUACUUCGGACGCAUCUACACCUGGCGAGGCGGAGGUACAGCCUACAGACCUAGAAGCCAGUCCGAAAGCCCCAGAGCCCGAUAGGAGUCUGGCUAUUCCAAAGAGGCGCGAGCCCAUCUGGAUAACGAAGAAACCAUCUGCAGUGGCUAGGAAGGUACCGCGACCAGCGCUGCCAAAGGCGGGCUCACUUGAGCCCGCGGCGCCAUCGGCACCGCAAGGUCAGAGUGAGAUUACGACAGAAAUUACCGGGAACUCUAGUUCAACAUGUGACUCAUCCCCGGAGAGAGACAGCACGACACGAAACGACUCGAUAAGUUCCGAAGAAGCUGGCUCGAUUGAGGGAUCCGGACAGAUGAGGUUGAGGCGGACCAGGGUAGCUGCAUUCGCGUCUAGGAGGGCUGCCACAGCGCCUGCACUGAGACUUCGGACUUCAACGCCAGCCAUGGACAUUCAGGAGGAGGCGCCCCAAGAAGUGUCCGAGCCUGGCUCACCGGCCGAGUCGUCUGACUCGUUCCACAGCACCCAGUCUUGGCACUCACCUCUUGCUCCUCCUUCACCACCCAUGUCCCCCAGCCGGGCAUACCCGUAUCCACACGAGAACAUCCCCUUGGCCAGGACAGGAGACGGGUCGGAGUCAGCUGCCACGCCAACUGUAUCAUUAUGGGAGAAGAGCUCGACAGGUGCGGUUGCCGGAAGUGGAUCUGGGACACCCAUCACACCGUUUUACAAAGACCACAGCGGGGACAUUGACACCGAGGAUAAGGCCGGUGUGAAGCGGUCAGACGAGCCCGAGAUACCGGCCCAGGCCAUCACCGUCACUAAGAGCACCGCGGAAGACGAAGCAGCGGAGCACCACGCAGCCGCAGACACCGACUCGCUAUCAACAUCCUGGUCAUCCGCUGCAUCCAGGGCAUCAUCCCCGGGGUCCAACACGGCCAUGCGCCAUCGCGCAGCAACAACCUCGGUCUCGAUCUCCCACACCAGCCCGCGCGCCCUGUCCCCGUUGCCCCCACCCGCCAACCUCUUCACCCCGCGCCAGGGCGGCCUCCGGCGUCUCCCGUCGACGGCCGAGCUGUCCGUCCGCGCCUCCUCGGCCGUGAAGACGAUCCGGCGCAUCCCGAGCGCCAUCCUCAACAAGACAUGCGAGAUGAUCCUCGGCCCGCCCGCGCACCUCAUCAGCCUGAUGCUAAAGGUGGCGGCGCGCAUCGCCGCGGGCGAGUUCCGCGGGUUCGUCUUUGGCAUGGGCGAGGGCGGCGAGGUGGUCGAUGUCCGGUGGGACUGGAGCGACGAGCACAGCGACAUCGACGGGGAGGGCGCCGCGCUCGAGGGGUGGGACGAGUCGGAUUUUGAUUUUGGGACCGACGCGGCGCGGCGGUCGGCGGCGCAGCGCCAGACCCGCGGCCGCGACAGGAUCAGGGCCAGCUUUGCUGCUGCGGACUUGUCACGGCCUCUUCCUGCGAGGGCGUCGGGGAAGGCUAUCGCGUACCAGGACCCCUGGGACGACGAGGAGGAGGACCCGAGCCGUAGCUGGGGGGUUGACUAGGGCGGGGAUCAUUUGCACUGGUUGUUUUUUGUCCUGGAUUUGUUGCUGGGACGGAUGGGGAUUUCGGCGGUGAGGAUUGUAGGGUGUAAGAUACCACGAGCAUGCAUGGCCGGCGUUUUCAAAUAUCGGAGAGGAGCAUCAGCUGGCUGUAUUGGGCAGAUCUCGGGCUCUCUUUCUCGAUGUGGUGGUGUAUUAUCUAGUUUGUUGAUAGGCGGUCCAGCGGGCGAUUUCCACACUGAUCUGUGUGUGGCCUGCGACCUGGGAGUACUGUAAGAACAAGAAUGCCUAAUGAUCAUCUAGAGA
This is a messenger RNA of Diaporthe batatas, 3310 nucleotides long. RefSeq lists its product as uncharacterized. Gene Ontology annotation, biological process: peroxisome inheritance. NCBI's taxonomy places the organism in Eukaryota, Fungi, Ascomycota, Sordariomycetes, Diaporthales, Diaporthaceae. The transcript has 2 exons. Bases 467 to 3007 code for a protein of 846 amino acids. Gene Ontology annotation, cellular component: extrinsic component of intraperoxisomal membrane. The record is from RefSeq and is a predicted model, not a curated record.